Molecule: messenger RNA, 270 nt
Organism: Geodia barretti
Lineage: Eukaryota; Metazoa; Porifera; Demospongiae; Tetractinellida; Geodiidae
Source: the annotation of a GenBank genome assembly
CCAUGCACCUGGAGAGAUCUCUACGAUGCAUUAAAUCAUCCUACUGUUGCCAUGUCUGAUGUGGCAAAUAAGCUUUCAGCAAAGCUAACAACUGCUGAAGUACCAAAUACAAGGGCUGGAGAUGCUGCAUUAUCCAUGAGCAGUACAUCACUGACUGUGGCCAAUACCUCAUUUGACAGUGGAGACACCAAAGGUGACACAGGCCUAGACAGGAUUGUUUUCACUGAGGCAGUCAGCAAUUUUACUAUCCAUUUUCUAGCAGUCAAGUAU